Toxorhynchites rutilus septentrionalis is the source of this 1575-nucleotide messenger RNA. RefSeq lists its product as uncharacterized. The coding region runs from base 62 to 1510 and encodes 482 amino acids. The record is from RefSeq and is a predicted model, not a curated record. NCBI's taxonomy places the organism in Eukaryota, Metazoa, Arthropoda, Insecta, Diptera, Culicidae. The transcript has 2 exons.
GGCACAUCCCGGUGGCAAUCGGAAUCAGUGAGUGCAACCGUGACAGUGGGCGCGUGUUAUCAUGGUGGUCUUCAAAGUAUUACUGGUGAUUUCAACAAUCGCCAUUGCCGGAAGUGAACCAUUCUUCGGGAAUGACGUUAGUAUACCGCAGAGUGCGUGGCUGAAUCGCGAUGCACUAUGCGUGGCUAACAGUCUUGUGAGUGCGCGAAACGCACUUUCUUCGUAUGUUCGUAGUCCGCCGGUAAAUUCGGUCAGUUUGAAAGAAGGAGCAACCUGCCUUGCGCUGUACAUUUCCAACGUCACCAAGCUGGAGGGAGACAUCUACUUGGAACUUGGUCGUGCGGUUAACGAUCGCACUACCAAUCCGGCGAUAAUUUGCUCCAAACUUAACAAGCUGGUGGCCGACUUGAAGCCAUUACUGGCGAACUCCACUACGUACAUUACGUGUAUAAAAGAGAAUUUUGACACCAGUUACGACAACUACACGCAUGUCUAUUACAAAGAAUGGAAUGAGCAAUUCGUCUCGGAUGCUCUUGAGUUGGAACUCACUCUGAAGAAUAUUUGUCUAGCUAUUGAUUCCUUGCAAGGGAAAUUGAUACCUCAACAAUUUGUUGCUGAACUGUCGAAGAACGGAACGCUGCAGAAACUAGAAGCCGUAGCAUCCCGUCGAUGCCCACAAGCUACUGAUCUAUCAAUCGUUGCUAGUCUUCAGUAUACAGCCAUCAAUCUCGCCAACAACUUCCGUUCUACAUUCAACAGCCGGCUACAAACAAACAGACUAUCCGCGCGUACAACUGUGAACUCCUACAUCGCCAACUCGAACACAUCCCUCAACUCGAUUACCGCCGCCGUGGAACGGUUUGCCAAACACGUGGCAACAAUGGACGAUGCGUUUUUCUUCCGCUGGCCACAGGUACCGAGCGAACCGGUCAUGUCAAAGCGUAUACUGCUGAACCAAUCGAUCGAAGCAAUGACCAGAAGGAUAACCACGCAGAAAAGAUUCGUGGAAGAUUAUUACUUGCAGAUGAGCACACUUUUUGGCGAUAUUAAUCCACCCCAAACGUAUCUAGAACACGAGGCUGAGCUGGUGACGAGGACUUUGAUGAGUUGGAGUAAGUCGGACACCUGUGUAUUGAAUUUCCGAAAUCGGCUGAUCGAUCUGCCCGCUCAGGUGCACACUCAGCUGAGCAGAUGCGUCAAUAAUCAGGUCACGCUGGAACGAAACGGAGCGAACCAAGUGGUGUCGAUUGUGGGCAAUGUUUUGCAGCCCCACGUUACAAUCGUAUACGCGAACGGUGAGAUUUGCUUCAGUUAUCCCUUCAGUGCGAUGAGUAGGUGCUUGGAUGCGUUCGUUCACAAAAUCGAUUUCACCCCACAAUUCCAAGUUGUGGACUUCGGAAUGUUCAACCUCUUCAUCAAAACUGAACCGGAACUGUUGCUUUGCAAUGAGCGAUUGAUGAACUUCGUCCAGAACUUGGGACUCGGGGCGAAUUGUUUCAGCAAGGUUUAAUACUUUAUUGGACUUUAGGAUAAGCGAAAAAGUUAAGCAGAAAUAAAGUAAUAAUUCACCAUCGA